ACGUCAGUUAAAGAGAAUGAAGUGCUGAAUGAAAUGGAAGAGAAAGAUCAGUAUGAGAACCAUAACGUAACCUGCUUUCAGUGUGGAAAGCUUUUCACUCAACAUGGAAACCUUAAAGCCCACAUGAAAAUUCACAAAGGAGAGAAGCCUUAUACUUGCCAACAGUGUGGAAAACGUUUCAACCUAAAAUUAAACCUUAGUCAGCACUUGAGAGUACACUCUGGAGAAAUGCCCUUCGCCUGCCAGCACUGUGGAGUAAGUUUCACUCAAAAAGGAAGCCUUAACAGGCACAUGAGAAGUCACACUAGAGAGAAACCAUACACGUGCUCUCAGUGUGGAAAAAGUUUUGUUAAACUUGGAAACUUUAAAAUUCACAUGAGUAUUCAUACAGGAGAAAACCCUUUUAUCUGUCAACAGUGUGGAAAAAGUUUCAACCAAAAAGGAAACCUUAAGUACCACAUGAGAAUUCACGUUGGAGAAAGGCCUUUCACCUGCCAGCAGUGUGGAGUACGUGUGACUCAAAAAGGAAGCCUUAACACGCACAUGAGAAUUCACACUGGAGAGAAACCUUACUCAUGCCCUCAGUGUGGAAAGAGUUUUGAUCAACAUGGAAAUCUUAAAGUCCACAUGAGAAUUCACACUGGAGAGAAACCUUUCACCUGCCAACAGUGUGGAGUGAGUUUCACUCAAAAAGUAGUUCUCAAUAAGCACAUAAAAAUUCACACUAGAAAAAAGCUUUAUACAUGCCAUCAGUGUGGAAAGAGUUUCGAUCAAAAUGAAAAGCUUGAAGAACACAUGAGAAUUCACGUUGGAGAAAACCCGUUCACCUGCCAACAGUGUGGAGUAAGUUUCACUCAAAAAGGAAGCCUUAACACGCACAUGAGAAUUCACACUGGAGAGAAACCUUACUCAUGCCCUCAGUGUGGAAAGAGUUUUGAUCAACAUGGAAAUCUUAAAGUCCACAUGAGAAUUCACACUGGAGAGAAACCUUACUCAUGCCCUCAGUGUGGAAAGAGUUUUGAUCAACAUGGAAAUCUUAAAGUCCACAUGAGAAUUCACACUGGAGAGAAACCUUUCACCUGCCAACAGUGUGGAGUAAGUUUCACUCAAAAAGUAGUUCUCAAUAAGCACAUAAAAAUUCACACUAGAAAAAAGCUUUAUAAAUGCCAUCAGUGUGGAGUAAGUUUCACUCAAAAAGGGAUUCUCAAUAGGCACACAAAAAUUCACACUGGAGAGAAGCCUUUUACCUGCCAAAAGUGUGGAAAGAGUUUCAAUCAAAAAGAGAUCCUUAACAGGCACAUGAAAAUUCACAAAGGAGAGAAGCCUUUCACCUGCCAACGGUGUGGAAAGAGCUUUUAUCUACAAGGAAGCCUCAAGGUCCACAUGAGAAUUCACAAAGGAGAGAAGCCUUACACAUGUCCUCAGUGUGGAAAGUGUUUUGAUCAGCAUGGAAACCUUAAAAUCCACAUGAAUAUUCAUUCAGGAGAAAACCCUUUUACUUGCCAACAGUGUGGAAAAAGUUUCAAUCAAAAAACAAACCUUAUCAGGCACAUGAGAAUUCACACUGGAGAGAAGCCUUACUCAUGCCCGCAGUGUGGAAAGGCUUUUCAUCAGCAUGGAAACCUUAACGUCCACAUGAAAAUUCAUACAGGAGAAAACCCUUUUACUUGCCAACAGUGUGGAAAAAGUUUCAACCGAAAAGGAAACCUUAAAUGCCAUAUGAGAAUUCACACUAGGGAAAAGCCUUACACAUGUCAUCAGUGUGGAAAAAAUUUUGAUCAAAAUGAAAAGCUUGAAGUACACAUGAGAAUUCACACUGGAGAAAACUCUUUCACCAGCCAACAGUGUGGAGUAAGUUCCACUCAGAAAGGGAUUUGCAAUAGGGACAUGAAAAUUCACACUGGGGAGAAGCCUUACACAUGCCCUCAGUGUGGAAAGGGUUUUCAUCAACUUGGAAACCUUGAAGUCCACAUGAAAAUUCAUUCAGGAGAAAGCCCGUUCACUUGCCAGCAGUGUGGAAAAUGUUUCACUCAAAAAGGAAGCCUUAACAGGCACAUGAGAAUACACACUGGAGAGAAGCCUUACACAUGCCCUCAGUGUGGAAAGGGUUUUCAUCAACUUGUAAACCUUGAAGUCCACAUGAAAAUUCAUACAGGUGAAAGCCCUUUUACCUGCCAACAGUGUGGAAAACAUUUCAACCGAAAAGUAAACCUUAAUUAUCACAUGAGAAUUCACACUGGAGAAAGCCCUUUCACUUGCCAGCAGUGUGGAAAAUGUUUCACUCAAAAAGGAAGCCUUAACAGGCACAUGAGAAUACACAUGGGAGAGAAGCCUUACUCAUGCCCUCAGUGUGGAGUAAGUUUCACGCAAAAAGCGGUUCUCAAUAGGCACAUGAGAAUUCACACUCGAGAAAAACCUUAUUCAUGCCUGCAGUGUGGAAAAAGUUUUGAUCAACAGGGAAACCUUAACAUCCACAUGAAAAUUCAUACAGGACAAAACCCUUUUACCCGUCAACAGUGUGGAAAAAGUUUCAACCGAAACGGAAACCUUAACGUCCACAUGAGAAUUCACACUGGAGAAAACCCUUUCACCAGCCAACAGUGUGGAGUAAGUUUCACUCAAAAAGCGGUUCUCAAUAGGCACAUGAGAAAUCAUACUAGGGAAAAGCCUUACACAUGCCAUCAGUGUGGAAAGAGUUUUGAUCAAAAUGAAAAGCUUGAAGUACACAUGAGAAUUCACACUGGAGAAAGACCUUUCCCCUGCCUUCAGUGUGGAAAACGUUUCAAUCAAAAAACAAACCUUAACAGGCAUAUGAGAAUUCACACUGGAGAGAAGCCUUACACAUGUGUUCAGUGUGGAAAGAGUUUUCAUCAACAUGGAAACCUUAAUGUCCACAUGAAAAUUCAUACAGGACAAAACCCUUUUACCUGUCAACAGUGUGGAAAAAGUUUCAACCGAGAAGGAAACCUUAAGUACCACAUGAGAAUUCACACUGGAGAAAAACCUUUCACCAGCCAACAGUGUGGAGUAAGUCUCACUCAAAAAGGGAUUCUCAAAAGGGGCAUGAAAACCCACACUGGGGAGAAGCCUUACACAUGCCCUCAGUGUGGAAAGGGUUUUCAUCAUCAUGGAAACCUUAAAGUCCAUGUGAAAAUUCAUACAGGAGAAAGCCUUUUUACCUGCCAUCAAUGUGGAAAAAGUUUUAACCGAAAAGGAAACCUUAAUGACCACAUGAGAGUACACACUGGAGAAAGCCCUUUCACUUGCCAGCAGUGUGGAAAGAGUUUCACUCAAAAAGGAAGCCUUAACAGGCACAUGAGAGCCCACACUGGAGGGGAAGUCCUACAUAUGCCCUAAGUGUGGAAAGUGUUUCAUUCAGCAUGGAAACCUUAAAGUCCAUAUGAGAAUUCACAUUGGAGAAAAGCUGUAAAUAUCCCCUCAGUGUGGAAAGAGUUUUGAUCAACAUGGAAACCUUAAAGUCCAUGUGAGAGUUCAUACUGGAGAGCCAUUUCAACUGUCAACAAUGUGGAAAAAGUUUUAACCGAAAAGGAAAUCUUAAUUACCACAUGAGAAUUCAAACUGGAGAGAAGCCUUUUACCUGCCAACAGUGU
Sinocyclocheilus rhinocerous is the source of this 3611-nucleotide messenger RNA. RefSeq names its product oocyte zinc finger protein XlCOF6-like. NCBI's taxonomy places the organism in Eukaryota, Metazoa, Chordata, Actinopteri, Cypriniformes, Cyprinidae. Gene Ontology annotation, biological process: regulation of transcription by RNA polymerase II. The transcript has 4 exons. Gene Ontology annotation, molecular function: DNA-binding transcription factor activity, RNA polymerase II-specific; RNA polymerase II cis-regulatory region sequence-specific DNA binding. The record is from RefSeq and is a predicted model, not a curated record. The coding region runs from base 34 to 3357 and encodes 1107 amino acids. Gene Ontology annotation, cellular component: transcription regulator complex; chromatin; PcG protein complex.